Messenger RNA from Exophiala oligosperma, 570 nucleotides. RefSeq lists its product as uncharacterized. Lineage: Eukaryota; Fungi; Ascomycota; Eurotiomycetes; Chaetothyriales; Herpotrichiellaceae. The record is from RefSeq and is a predicted model, not a curated record. The coding region runs from base 1 to 570 and encodes 189 amino acids. The transcript has a single exon.
AUGAACCCCGAACCAUUCUCUUCACGCUAUACACCAACCUCACCUCUAUCUCCUCGACUCCCAGCAAACCAUCGCCCUAUGUCACCUCAGCCUGCACGAUCACGCACCGUUCAGCAUGGUCGACAGGGAUCCCGCAAUAUGCACAUGAGUCUGCCGCGGUUCCAUCCAAGCAACUUCACCAAUCUCGAUUCGCCUGCCACGCCCACCUCAGCAGUACAGUCUCCAGCUAUCACCAUCAACAGAGUAACGCCGCCAAUGCAGCUCGAAUCACCUCGACUGAUGCGUGAGAAGCAGCGGGAGUUUUUGGAACGGGCUCAUCUCUCGGCCAAGAUUGCAGCUUCGUCGAUGGGUGUCAAACCCGGUGCGCCACGACUUGAUCCUCUGGGUAGUCCGAAAGGCCCGGUCACACCGCUGGCUCUAGAUGAGGCCGGAGAUUACUUUCAGGUUGCAGGAGCUGGAAAGAUUUCUCCUGCCGGCAGUCCAGGUGCACGAAGCCCGAGAAGUGAUGUUUCGUCAGACAAGGAGGACUCCAAGAACUCGAACAAAAGACAAGCCGAUAUCUAUCACUGA